AAUGACGAUAAACCUCAGCCUCUUUUUGUCAAACUAUCUUUGAACAACAACCAUAAGAAAUUCUACAACCAAAUUAUUAAGAGGCUUGAUGCUGUCUCAGGAUUGAGUUCAUAGAUUCCACAAGAUUUUUAGUCAUAACAUCGUAUAUGGAUGAUUAACUUUUGCAGGAUGGACAUCAUUUCACAGUUACAAGAACAGAUCAAUCAAAUUGCGGGUAUUAACUUUAACACCUUUGGCACACUGCAAAGGGAUAAUCCUCCUAUUAGACAGUCUCCCAACUACCCAGAACCACCAGGUACUAAUCCUCCAGAGGACGUGGCAAAUUUUGCGGAGCAACCCAAGCUUAUGAGUGCUGCUCUUGUAAAAGCAGCUAAGCAGUUUGAUGCAUUGGUAGCAGCUCUUCCAUUGGCUCAGGCUGCUGAAGAAGAUCAGUUGAAAAGUAUUGCAGAACUCCAGGCUGAGAAUGAUGUUGUGGGUCAAGAACUGAGGAGACAACUGGAAGCUGCUGAGAAGGAACUGAGACAGGUUCAAGAGUUGUUCAGCCAAGCUGUGGAUAAUUGCUUGAAUUUGAAGAAACCAGAUUGAAUGAAGUGUAAUUGGUAAAGUUCACCAUUCUAUUUAUUAGUCAUGUAGAAUCUGCUAAAUUUAAUUUAAUCGCAUCUAAUCUAAGUACUACUAGUUUUUAUUCAAA
This is a messenger RNA of Mangifera indica (mango), 691 nucleotides long. RefSeq names its product mediator of RNA polymerase II transcription subunit 21-like. The transcript is spliced from 4 exons. Gene Ontology annotation, biological process: regulation of transcription by RNA polymerase II. The record is from RefSeq and is a predicted model, not a curated record. Lineage: Eukaryota; Viridiplantae; Streptophyta; Magnoliopsida; Sapindales; Anacardiaceae. Gene Ontology annotation, cellular component: mediator complex. Bases 151 to 585 code for a protein of 144 amino acids. Gene Ontology annotation, molecular function: transcription coregulator activity.